CCGUCGUGUGAUCGUGUGUUGUCGCAAGAACCAUCAUUUAAAGAAAAGUGCGUGCUGUUGAGAAUCAAUUGAUCCGGUAUCCAGAAACAGCAUUUCAUUAAGUGGAGCACUGCAAAUCUGGAACUGGAACUGAAAUUGGAGUUGCAGGGUAGCGGCUAGCGGAAAGGAAAUGAUCAACGUCUGGAUUACCAACUUUGGAUUACAGUGAAAUAAAAUUUCCAAUGAUCACCGCGCAAAAUGACUAAACGAAGAUUAUUAAAUCCGACACUCGUUGUCCUUGCCGUCUACUGGACAACGUCUAGCUCCAGUGCGUACAGGAAUGUGCAACCGGAAGCCAGUACCUUUCUUCGAGACAGCGUUGAAGCUGUCCCACCGCAUGUCUAUGAGAAAACCUCAGCCUACACCUUGGAGGAUGUUUUCGGUGCAAAGUCUCUACCGCUUAGAACCGCUGUCGAAAGCGCUCCCGUCAAUCUGGUCGAUGAACGUCGCCCUUUGCGAGAUGCCGUCGAAUUUCGCAUAGUGGACAUGGAUAAUGCAAUCGAAGAUGUGGUCAGUGAGGUGAAAUCCGUCGUAAUCUCGGCAAAACAGUCGGUUGAAUCAGCGGAAACGUUCGAUUACCAAGCUCCUCAAAUGCCAAUCUUCCGAAAUAAAUAUGCUGCCUACUCCUUCCCAAUGCAUUACGAUACGAAAAAUCCUCAGCCUUUCAGGUAUGGGUCACCGUAUCAACAGUUGGUGGAUAUCAAUACGUUGAAACAGGUUCCUACGGUUGAGUACAAUCAGUACAGUCAUUUGCAAAAGGUAGCGGACUUGAAACAAAACGAAAGCGACUACAAAGUUAUCUGUCAUAUGACCAACUGGGCUUUCUAUCGAAAGGAUGAUGCUCAAUUCGUCCCAGAGUACAUCGAUAACAAAUUGUGUACCCAUAUAAUCUACUCGUUUGCAACUUUGGAUCCAGCGACCUUGAUGAUGAAGGAGUUCGACUCGUGGGCUGAUUUCGAAAAUAACCUUUACAGCCGAACCAUAAGUGCUAGUGGAUCGGUUCCGGUUUUGUUGGGAAUCGGUGGUUGGACCGACUCAGUGGGAGACAAAUACUCUUCGAUGAUCGGUUCGCCAUCAAACCGAAGGAACUUCAUUAGAAAUGCCAUCGUUUUUCUCAAAACACAUGGAUUUUCGGGGUUACACUUUGAUUGGAACUAUCCAGUUUGCUGGCAGAGCGAUUGCUCCAAGGGACCUUCUAGUGAUAGGCCAAAUUUUACGAAAUUUAUUAUGGAAAUGCAACGUGAGUUUUCCAGGGAAACCCUCAUGGUCACAAUGAGUGUUUCUGGAUAUAAAGAAGUGAUUACGGAGGCAUACGAAAUAGCCCAGCUGUCCAACGUGGUUGAUUUCAUGACUGUAAUGGCCUACGACUAUCAUGGAUCAUGGGAAUCGCAAACAGGUCACGUUAGUCCUUUGUUCGGCAAUGCGGGAGACAAAUAUCCGCAGUACAACGUAGACUACGCUAUGCAGCUAUUGACGAAGAUGGGAGCUCGAAAGGACAAACUCAUAAUGGGAAUUCCAAUGUACGGUCAAACGUUUAUGCUGACUCGUAGUAGAGACAAAAACGAGGUCCCAGGAAUUGGAAGUCAAGCAUCUGGUCCAGGAGACGCAGGUGAAGACACCAGACAGCCGGGAAUGUUAGCAUACUAUGAAAUUUGUUACCGAGUUCGUAAACAGAAGUGGAUGGUAGGACGUGAUUCCUUGAUGGGACCGUAUGCCACUUGGAGAGAUCAAUGGGUGGGUUAUGAUGACCCAGUCUCCGCAACGGCUAAGGCCAAGUACGUUAUGAAGUCUGGGUUUGGAGGAAUGGCUGCAUGGACAAUCGAUUUGGAUGAUUUCCAGAACAAAUGUUGCGAGGAAAGGUACCCCGUGCUGAGCGCUAUUAAUCGCGCUCUAGGUCGAUUGAAGACACCUCAGCCAACGGUGGUUGACUGUACGCGUCCAGUACAGCCAAUGACUCCACCACCAGCUGUAAUGACUAUACCAGUAGAUAAUGGAGGCGCUCCUAUUGCUACCACUUCUGCCACUACAUGGCCAGCAUGGCAAGAACCUACAACCACCAAAAUGACUACAACAACAACACCGAGAACUACCACAACAACUACUGAGCGACCAACCACGACAACUCGUCGUACAACCCGGACAACGACAACCACUCGAAGACCUACCCCAAGACCUACAACGACGACGACAACUACCACAACCUAUGUUCCACCGACAACUACUGUCGGAACUACUAUCCCAGCGCCAGGACUUGUCCAACCAGAGCUAACGGAAGGUGAACUUUGUGAACCGAAUCAAUACAAAGCCCAUCCAUCCAGUUGUAAUUCGUACUACCGCUGCAUCUAUGGAGAGUUCAAACAACAGUUCUGCGCCGGAGGUCUCCAUUGGAACGAAGUCGCUAUGCUGUGCGAUUGGCCAGCAUCUGCAAAAUGUACGAAGGAUAAUGCUGCUCCUCCUCAGGCUGCCGCCAUACCACCAACAACCACCAUGGCUCCGGCUACCACGACACGAAGAAGAACUACCACCACACCGUACACCGCUGCUACUCGAUGGACUACGAAACCUACCACAACUACUCCUCCAAAGCCUACCCGACCUUCUAAGAAACCCGUAACAACUACCAAGAAACCUGUGCAGCGGCCAGUCGACAAGUGCAUAAACGGUGAAUAUUAUCCGCACAAGAGUUGCGACAGUUUCUACAUCUGUGUCAAUGAGAAGAAGAUUGCCCAACAGUGUGGGCCAGGGUUGUUCUGGAACGAGGACGACAAGAGUUGCGAUUGGGAGGACAACGUUAACUGUGUUAGUCGAGCGCAGUACUACAAACUGUUGACCAAAAACUCCAAACUGGCUGCUCUGAAGGUGCUUUCAGAGGACGAUCCAUGUGAAGGGCACACCCAUCUUCCAUAUCCAGGAGAUUGUUCGCAAUACCUUAUUUGCAAUUGGGGACGCCUGGAAGCGGCUAGCUGCGCCAAUGGGCUUCACUGGAAUCAGCGUAGUAUGAACUGUGACUGGCCAUCGAAUUCAAAAUGCACGCAGUCGGAGACUGCCGAAAACAGUUCAGAAGAAGGUGGUGAAUCGGUUUCCGAAGAAGGACAGGAUAUCGAUGGUCCUCAUCAUAAGCCCACUACUACGAGUACAACAACCACAACAACGACUACUACUACAACUCCAGUACCGAUGCUAGAACCGCUCUCCGGUUACUAUAAGAUGGUUUGUUACUUUACGAACUGGGCCUGGUACAGGAAGGGAUACGGUAAGUACACACCAGACCACAUCAGGACGGAUCUCUGUACGCACAUCGUGUACGGGUUUGCAGUACUUGAUUAUUCUACACUGACGAUCAAGACACAUGAUUCGUGGGCUGAUAUUGACAACAAGUUCUACUCGCGGGUAGUGGAAGCCAAGAACAAAGGAGUCAAGGUAACUCUGGCAAUCGGAGGAUGGAACGAUUCAGCUGGCGACAAAUACAGCCGCUUGGUGAGAAGCGCUGCAUCUAGGGCCAGGUUUAUUGAGCAUGUCGUAGGAUUUUUGGAAAAGUACGGCUUCGAUGGUUUGGAUCUUGAUUGGGAAUACCCGGUAUGCUGGCAAGUGGACUGUAAGAAAGGAUAUGCGGAUGAGAAGGAAGGCUUCUCAAGCUUGGUACGUGAGUUAUCGGAGGAAUUUAAGCCUCGAGGAUGGUUGCUGUCGGCUGCAGUAUCUCCCAGUAAGACAGUUAUCGAUGCUGGGUAUGAUGUUCCUAGUUUGGCUCGGUACUUCGAUUGGAUCGCAGUAAUGACAUACGACUUCCACGGGCAGUGGGACAAGAAGACCGGCCAUGUUGCUCCACUUUACUAUCACCCUGAGGAUGAGAUCGACUUUUUCAAUGCUAACUACUCUAUCAACUACUGGAUAGAGCUGGGUGCACCAUCGAGGAAGUUAGUCAUGGGAAUGCCUCUGUAUGGUCAGGCGUUUGCUCUUGCCGAUCAGAAAAAUAACGGACUGAACGCAAAGGCUCCUGGGCCUGGGCAAGCAGGAGAGUUCACUAGAGCUGCUGGAUUUUUAGCUUAUUAUGAGAUCUGCGACCGAAUCCAGAACAAGGGCUGGACAGUGGUUCAGGAUGAGCUGAAGCGAAUGGGUCCCUAUGCUUACAAGGGUAAUCAAUGGGUAUCCUUCGAUGACAAAGAAGCUCUGUUGAGAAAGGUACAGUUUAUCCGAGCUAUGAAUCUUGGAGGUGGCAUGAUUUGGGCUCUUGACCUUGAUGACUUCAAGAAUCGUUGCGGACAGGGACAUCAUCCUCUGUUGACAGCUAUUCGAGAAGGACUGAGGGAUGCUCCAAGUGGAGUGGAAGUUGUUCCACCAACGGUUCCCGAAUCAAAUAAGGAAGAAGAGAUUCAUGAAACAAUCGAUACCAACAGCGUUGAAACCCAUCAAGGCAAUGCGGCGUCAAGUGAAAAGCCACUCGUCAACAAGGUUACUUCCGAAGAAGACGAAAACGCCAUUGAGUCCGACGACGAUUACAAAGUCGUGUGCUACUUUACGAACUGGGCCUGGUACCGUCAGAAUAAUGGAAAGUAUCUACCGGAAGACAUUGAUCCCGAACUGUGUACUCACAUCGUGUACGGAUUUGCUGUGCUAGAUCGGGAUCGGCUGGUUAUAAAACCGCACGAUUCUUGGGCUGAUAUCGAUAAUCGAUUCUAUGAAAGAGUCGUUGAAUUUAAGAAGAAAGGUAAGAAGGUAACGGUCGCCAUAGGUGGAUGGAACGAUUCGGCAGGUGACAAAUAUAGUAGAUUGGUGCGUAGUGCCACUGCUAGACAAAAGUUCAUCGCGGACGUAGUUGCGUUCAUCGAAAAGUACGGUUUUGACGGGUUGGAUCUGGACUGGGAAUACCCCGUGUGUUGGCAGGUUGAUUGCAAAAAGGGAUUUUCUGAUGAGAAGGAAGGUUUUGCGAGCCUUGUCGUAGAAUUAUCCAAAGUGUUCAAGCCUAAAGGAUUGCUUCUGUCAUCAGCGGUGUCGCCGAGUAAGAAGGUUAUCGAUGAAGGAUACGACGUGGUGACUCUUUCAAGCUACAUGGAUUGGAUCGCGGUGAUGGCCUAUGAUUAUCACGGUCAGUGGGAUAAGAAAACUGGGCACGUGGCUCCAAUGUACGAACAUCCGGAUGAUUUUGACAAGACUUUCAAUGCAAACUUUACUAUUCAUUAUUGGAUAGAGAAGGGGGCCGAUCCGCGAAAGCUUGUCAUGGGAAUGCCAAUGUACGGUCAGUCAUUCUCGCUAGCCGAUAACAACGAGCAUGAUCUGAAUGCUAAGACGUAUGGUGGAGGUGAAGCAGGAGAUUCCACUCGUGCCAGAGGAUUCCUUUCUUACUAUGAGAUUUGCGCCAACAUCAGAAACAAGAAGUGGACAGUCGUACGUGACAGGAAGGGACGAAUGGGUCCCUAUGCAUACAAGGGCGACCAAUGGGUAUCGUUCGACGAUCAAUACAUGAUUCGACACAAAAGCGAGUUCGUGAAAGCAAUGGGACUGGGUGGUGCAAUGAUUUGGGCUCUUGAUCUUGACGAUUUCCGUAAUUUAUGUGAUUGUGAGGAAUACCCGCUGUUGAGGACAAUCAACAGAGUCUUGAGAAACUACCCAGGACCAGGACCAAGAUGUGUUUUAGAAAAAGAACCCCAUCGUGAAGAUACACGACCAACUCGCCCUCCUAUGAGUACCACUCAGGAAACUACCAGGCGACCAACCACCACCUCGACAACAAGAAGAACUACAAUGAGCACAACCACCACUUCCACUAGACGACCUACAACAACGACAAAACGAAGGACAUCCGCAAAGCCAACUUAUACUACUACUAGCACUCCUUCCUACCAGGAGAUUGCGAACGAAGUGAACGAGCAGAGCUGUACAGAUGGACGUCUUUUCGUGCCCCAUCCCACGAACUGUAAUAAGUACUACAUUUGCCAGUAUGGAAAGUUGUACGAGCAAAAAUGCCCUGCUGGUUUGUACUGGAGCGAUGAUCACUGCGAUUGGCCGCAAAGUACCAACUGCCACAAUAAGCAAACAGAUACCCCAACAACUACGAAAAAGCCUAGCUAUUCAACAACGCAGCGAACUACAAGGACUACGCGUCCACCGAAGCGAACAACCAUGAAGAGUACUACCGCAUCGUGGUCACCGGAGUCAUCUACGACAGGUUGGUGGUCACCUGAUACGUCUAGUAUGGUGUGGUGGUCUCCGGAUACAACAUCAAAGAGACCAACAGCACCACCCGUACAAGAUCCUGACGUCCAAACAACCGGCAAUAAUGACUUCAAAGUUGUCUGUUACUUCACUAACUGGGCAUGGUAUCGACAGGGCGAUGGAAAGUAUACCCCGGACGACGUCGAUCACAAUCUAUGUACCCAUAUUGUUUACGGGUUCGCUGUGCUGGAUCGUGAAUCACUUACAAUCAAGACACAUGACUCGUGGGCGGACAUAGACAACAGAUUCUAUGAGCGGGUGGUAGAGCAUAAACGUAGAGGUACCAAGGUGACGUUGGCCCUUGGCGGAUGGAACGACUCUUUAGGGGACAAGUACAGCAAGCUAGUUCGUAGUGCUUCUUCAAGGCGCCAAUUCGUUAAACACGCCGUAGAAUUCAUCGAGAAAUACAACUUUGACGGCUUGGACCUGGAUUGGGAAUAUCCCGUAUGCUGGCAAGUGGACUGCAAGAAAGGCUUCCCAGAUGAGAAGGAAGGUUUUGCGGAACUUGUGAAAGAACUCGCUGUUGAGUUCCGUCCACGGAAAUGGCUUCUGUCAGCAGCAGUGUCUCCCAGUAAGAUGGUUAUCGACGCAGGCUAUGAUGUCCCCGUUUUGGCAGAAUACUUUGACUGGAUUGCAGUAAUGACGUACGAUUUCCACGGACAUUGGGAUAAGCAGACUGGUCACGUGGCACCACUUUAUUACUACCCUGGAGACACGUACGACUAUUUUAACGCAAAUUUCUCCAUCAACUAUUGGAUAGAGAAGGGAGCUCCAUCAAGUAAGCUAGUCAUGGGGAUGCCUUUAUAUGGCCAAUCAUUCUCAGUGGCUGAUACGGGCAAGAAUGGCCUAAACGAAAAGUCGAAUGGACCAGGCGAGGCAGGGCAGUUCACUCGUGCCGGUGGAUUCCUGGCGUUCUACGAGAUUUGCGAAAAAGUAAACCAGAACGGAUGGACUGUGCAUCGAGACCCGGAGGGAAGAAUCGGACCGUAUGCACACCGUGGUAACCAGUGGGUAUCGUACGACGAUGUUGAGGAGAUUCGGCGAAAGACGCAAUUCGUGAAGCAGAUGAAACUUGGCGGUGGUAUGAUAUGGGCGUUGGAUCUGGAUGACUUCAGGGGACGCUGUGGGUGCGGUCGACAUCCUCUGCUGAAGACAAUGAAUCAAGAACUGGGACGGAUUACUACUAAGCGGCCGGAGAAUUGUACUUAACAGCAAGAUGUUGUUUAUUGUUUAAGGUUUGAUGCAUCCAUGUGGAGGAACCGGAUAGAGUGAAUUGAUGUAAGGAAAGAACUGAUAAUAAAAGUAAAAAAAUA
Molecule: messenger RNA, 7562 nt
Organism: Ochlerotatus camptorhynchus
Lineage: Eukaryota; Metazoa; Arthropoda; Insecta; Diptera; Culicidae
Gene: Cht10
Product: Chitinase 10
Exons: 10
Coding region: 238-7458 (2406 amino acids)
Biological process (GO): carbohydrate metabolic process; chitin catabolic process
Cellular component (GO): extracellular region
Molecular function (GO): chitinase activity; chitin binding
Source: RefSeq, a predicted model, not a curated record